UUUCGGUUUUAUCCUCUCUAGGUUCUUUUAAAAUCGAAGACUGGAAGACUCCUCACAGCUAUUUUUACCCGAAGAAAAUCGAUGUUGCAGUAUCGAAAAAUUUGCUCGUACACCUUUGCAUCCGCCGCUUUUACCUCAUUAAUCGAUUAGAAAAUUGAGCACAUCGCGGCGUCCCCGUUUAACGCAAUUAAACCGACACUGUCUUAGACUCGAUGAAUUUUCAACAUCGAUUAGAUCGCGAUCGAUUUUCCGUUCGUUGCACGAAGCCGCGAAAAGUUUGAACUCGCGCGAUUCCCCUCCCACAUUCUAGCACGCUACGCCAAUGACUAUCAAUGACGAUCACUUGUACGUUUCGCGACACGAUACGUAUAUGCGAGUACACACACCGGCAGCCUGGUCAGUCGUCGUCCGCUCGCGACUUGGAGCACCUGACCGAGCGUAUUAGUCCUCGUACGCGCGAGCCUCCUUGCACGCGUUCUUUUCUUAUCUCUUGCGCUCGACUCGCGACAGAACAUCCCUGUUAGAUACGUGCUCGUGGUAACACGCGACCUAACGGGCGCCGGCGAAUCGAUCAGUGCGCGUCCUGUUCCCUCCGAGUCAUGGGACUGCACGAGCUGGUGAUCGCGAGUCUAUCCGUUAUUGUCGGCGCCUAUUUGCUUACGGGAAGCCGACGACGCUUCGUUUAUUUGCUCUGCAAGACCUUGCCCAGAGACGUGCUGGGUGCCUACAGGUUCGUCCGUGUUAAUGCUCUGCUAUGGUGGUUCGAAAAGCGAGGGUACACUGUGGCAAAGAUAUUUACGAGGUUCGCCACCACUAAUCCUGAUAAAAUUGCUUUCAUUUUCGAGGACAAGGAAUGGACGUAUCGAAAGCUGGAAGAAUACAGCAAUCAACUGGGGCGUUACUUUCGAACGAAAUCCUUAUCCCCUGGGGAUAGCGUCGGUCUGAUAAUGGAAAGUCGCCCCGAAUAUGUGGGAACGUGGCUAGGUCUUAGCAAGGCUGGAUACGUGGGUGCACUUUUGAACACGAACCUUUAUAGAGACGUUUUGGUUCACAGCAUCAAGGCGGCCAAUUGUAAAGCUGUUAUUUUUGGAUCGGACUUUAAAGAAGUGAUUCGUGAAAUUAGGGAGAAAAUUCCAGACGUGGCUUUGUACCAGUGGUCGGAUCUGCCAGACACCCCAUGUCUCGAAGGAGCGAUCGAUCUAAAAACGGAAAUCAGCACCAUCGAUCCGAGCCCUCUCGACCUCAGUCGAGGUACUCCCCGGGAUAAAUUGAUUUACAUCUAUACCUCGGGUACCACUGGGAUGCCGAAGGCUGCUGUUAUUACUAAUUUAAGGUACAUGUUAAUGGCGUGUGGCGUAAACUCCAUGCUCGGUUUGCGAUCGACCGAUCGUAUCUACAAUUCUCUACCGCUCUAUCACACCGCCGGAGGGCUAAUUGGAGUGGGUCAAACAUUGCUAAAGGGCAUCACGGUUGUCCUUCGCAGACGAUUCAGUGCUUCAAAGUUCUGGCCGGAUUGUGUCCAUUACGAAUGCACCGUCGCACAGUAUAUCGGAGAGAUCUGUCGAUAUUUGCUCACUGUACCUCCAGGCCCUUGCGAUACCACGCACAAGGUUCGACUGAUGUUUGGAAACGGCCUUAGGCCGCAGAUUUGGAAGCCGUUCGUGGAGAGAUUCGGGGUGAAGCAGAUUGGGGAGUUUUAUGGUGCUACUGAAGGAAACUCGAAUCUGGUGAACAUCGACAACAAGAUCGGAGCAGUGGGAUUCGUGCCGUUGUUCGCUGGUUCCCUGUAUCCAGUAGCAUUGUUGAGGGUCGACGAGGAGACUGGAGAACCAUUGAGAGGACCGGAUGGUCUCUGCAUACGCUGCAAACCUGGAGAAUCGGGCAUCUUCGUGGGCAAAAUUAAUCCUAAGAGAGUGCUGAACGACUUCUCUGGAUACGCCGACACGAAAGCGUCUGAACAGAAGAUUCUUCGUGACGUGUUCAAAAAGGGCGAUCGUGUCUUCAAUUCCGGUGAUAUCCUACUUAUGGAUGAGAUGGGCUACUUCUAUUUCAAGGACAGAACCGGUGACACGUUCAGGUGGCACGGUGAAAACGUGGCUACUUCCGAAGUCGAAGGUGUAGUCAGUAACGUGAUUGGUCUGAAAGACGCAGUCGUUUAUGGAGUGGAAGUACCUGGAGCCGAAGGCAAGGCCGGAAUGGCAGCCAUUUACGACCCAGAUAACACUCUGAACAUCAAAGAAAUGGCGGAGGGCGUGAAAAAGGCUCUGCCGUCGUACGCCAGGCCUCUCUUCGUUCGAGUUUUAUCGGAACUACCAAUGACUGGCACGUUCAAGUUGAAGAAAAAGGAUCUUCAACGAGAUGGUUUCGACAUAAAAAAGAUCACUGAUCCAGUUUACUUUCUGGAGCGUUCUGGGGACUACGUGAAACUCACGGAACAAAUUUACAACACUAUCCUCGAGGGGAAGGCCAAGUUGUAAAGACUGCUACCUGAAUCUGUUCAGCAAAAGAUAUUUUUUUAACAAGAUUCGCAAAACUGUUGUAUAAUUUCUAUUUAUUAACGAGAGCUGUUUUCUAUCUUUUGUAAAAUCGUUCGCACGUUUCCGAAUCUCGAAGCUUCCGCGAAAAACUGCAUUUAUGGAUACAUAUUUUUACACGUAUUCUACGAUACUCGGUUGAGUUAAACCAGUGCCGCCGUUAGAGUUUAAGGGACCCUGGGCAGACAUUGAUAUUGUUGAACGCCUAAGACACUGCGUUAGCUCAGGACAGUGAGAGUAAUUGAAAAGUGAAAAUAAACGAGUUAAAUUUUAUAAAUGCAAUGCACAGCAGUAAUAUUGCAUUUGCCAUUCACAUCGAUUUUACAAACAGAAACUUUAUCAGAGAACCUCCAGCUUUUAUUUCCACUCUCCAGUUGCAUCUCGCUAUAUUGCCAAAUUGAGCUGCAGUGACUAGCGACGUAGAACAAUGGAGUCCUGUCCCAUUAACGGCGAUACGGAUUAAGCAUACGUAGAUUAGAAAACGUAUUUUUAUAUUGAGAAACGUUCUCAACAGAAAAAUUGUAACAUUUAGACAUCUGUAGGUUUAUUUUGUACGUACGUAGGCAUCAAAAUUUCUAGAGAUAAAGACUUUGUUAAAUUAUUUUGUAAGAGAUGCGACGAUCAUGUGAUGCGAACGUACGACCUCGACCCUGUAAAGCGACGUUUGCGUAUGUAAAACGAAAUGACAUGUCAUAGUUUAAUAAAUCGUUCUCGUUGAGAUAAAAAGAAGUGUCAAUUCGACUUGGACUUUGUCCCGUAGGGGAACCUGAGGUUCCUCCCAUCGAAUCUAAUGAAACCAGAAAUCAUGAGUGCGCAGUCUCGAAGGGUCCGGUGACCCUGGUCGUUAACGACGCGACGCUACUCUCUUUACUGUUCAAUUAACCCAAAAUACUCUUCAUUCAUGGAACCAUCAACAGAAUAAUUUAUCCGAUACUCGACAGAUCCAAAAAGGAAUUAUUAAAAUUCGAUCGAGAUAUAAACUUCAAGCUGGGACUCAAUAUAUACAAAAUAACCUCUAAAUAGUUCCACGUUUGAAAUAUCCAUGUACAUUCGCGUUACGUAACAACCCAAACGAAUAAACCUAAUGGAAAUAUA
Megachile rotundata (alfalfa leafcutting bee) is the source of this 3629-nucleotide messenger RNA. It is a transcript of the gene Fatp3, whose product is annotated as Fatty acid transport protein 3. Gene Ontology annotation, molecular function: long-chain fatty acid-CoA ligase activity; long-chain fatty acid transmembrane transporter activity. Lineage: Eukaryota; Metazoa; Arthropoda; Insecta; Hymenoptera; Megachilidae. The record is from RefSeq and is a predicted model, not a curated record. Gene Ontology annotation, biological process: long-chain fatty acid metabolic process; long-chain fatty acid import into cell. Gene Ontology annotation, cellular component: plasma membrane; endoplasmic reticulum membrane.